Molecule: messenger RNA, 2390 nt
Organism: Prunus avium (sweet cherry)
Lineage: Eukaryota; Viridiplantae; Streptophyta; Magnoliopsida; Rosales; Rosaceae
Source: RefSeq, a predicted model, not a curated record
UUGGACACAUAUGAAAAGGGAACAACGUGGCAGUAAAGAUGAGGUGGCGACUGUCGAAUCGAGUGAGGUGGCGAGUGUUUCUGAGGAGAUGAUGAGUCAAAUGGCUUUCUUCCUCGGUCCUCCUCCUCAUCAUCGUCAUACAGACAUACACAUACGCCCUCCUCAACUUCAACAUAUCAGUAAGUUAGUAAACCAUUGAAUUUGAUCAUCGCCAGCAGCCAGAGUGAGUCUCCCUCCCAACUAAAAUGCAGGACCUCAAGCCAACGGCUACUUCUCCUUUGGAAGUUAAGCAAAUCACAGCUCCCUAUGGCUCCUGGAAAUCUCCCAUCACCACCGACGUCGUCUCCACCGCCUCCAAGCUACUCGCUGGCACCGCCGUCGAUUCCCUCGGCCGCCUCAUCUGCCUCGAGUCUCGCCCCAAUGAAUCCGGACGAAUGGUGGUGGUGAGAGAACCGGAGAGGGCAGGGGAGGGACCCGUUGAUAUUACCCCCAAGGAGUAUGCGGUGCGCACAGUGGCUCAGGGCUCCGAAAGUGGCGGUGCCUUCAGAGUUUCAGCGGAUACAGAUACCCUAGUUUUCUCCAAUUACAGCGACCAACGCCUUUACAAGCAGUCCUUAACUUCUUCCACUAUUGAUGAUUCUUCUCCUACACCACUCACUCCGGAUUAUGGUGGACCAAUUGUGAGUUACGCUGAUGGGAUGUUUGAUGCCCGCUUAAAUCGUUAUAUAACUCUGCGGGAAGAUGCUCGUCAAAGCACCGGUGAUCCCAUCACAACAAUCGUAGCAGUAGAGCUUGACAGCACGGAUAUUCGGGAACCAGAAGUACUAGUAGGUGGAAGCGACUUCUAUGCCUUCCCUCGUCUGGACCGCAAAGGUGAACGAUUGGCAUGGAUUGAGUGGUCUCAUCCCAACAUGCCAUGGGAUAAAGCUCAACUCUUGGUUGGCUACAUAUCUGAGAUAGGAGAAGUCUACAAACGUAUCUGUGUUGCUGGCUGUGAUCCUGCAAUCAGAGAGUCUCCAACUGAACCCAAGUGGUCAUCUAAAGGGGAACUAUUUUUUAUUACUGACAGACAAAAUGGGUAUUGGAAUCUGUAUAAAUGGGUUGAGUCUAAUAAUGAGUUGAUAUCUGUUUAUUCUUGGGAUGCUGAGUUCUCCAGACCAUUAUGGAAUUUUGGAAUGAAUUCUUAUGAACUUAUUCAGAGCCAUGAGCAAAAUAUCUUAAUUGCUUGCAGCUAUAGGCAAAAUGGAAGGUCAUAUCUCGGAAUUCUGGAUGAUGUUCAGAGCUCAUUCUCUGUGCUUAAUAUUCCUUUCACGGAUAUAGAUAAUAUUACUUUAGGGAUCAAUUGCCUAUACGUGGAGGGAGCAUCAGAAGUUCAUCCACUGUCUGUAGCGAAGGUGACUUUAGAUGACCAUAAAUCAAAAGCAGUUGCAUUCAAGAUUAUUUGGUCUUCUUCACCUGAUUGUUUAAAAUACAAGUCCUACUUCAGCUUACCCAAAGUUAUUCGAUUCCCAACAGAAGUUCCUGGUCAAACUGCCUUUGCAUACUUUUACACACCAUCAAAUCCUGAUUACCAAGCCACUCAUGAAGAAAAUCCUCCACUGUUAUUGCAAGCCCAUGGAGGACCCACAUUUGAAUCACGCGGAAUCUUAAAUCUGAGUAUUCAGUACUGGACUAGUCGGGGUUGGGCAUUUGUUGCUGUUAACUAUGGUGGAAGCAGUGGUUAUGGCAGAGAAUAUCGUGAAAGGCUCUUGAGGAAAUGGGGGAUUGUGGAUGUAAAUGACUGUUGCAGCUGUGCUAGAUAUUUGGUGGAUUCUGGGAAGGUAGAUGGCAAACGGCUGUGUAUUACUGGGGACUCUGCAGGUGGUUAUACAACCUUGGCUGCUCUUGCUUUUAGAGACACCUUUAAGGCAGGAGCUUCCUUGUAUGGUAUAGCUGACUUGACAAUGUUGAGGGCAGAAACUCAAAAAUUUGAGUCUCACUAUAUUGAUAAUCUUGUUGGUAGUGAAAAGGAUUACUUUGAAAGGUCGCCAAUCAACUUUGUUGAUAGAUUUUGUUGCCCCAUUAUCUUAUUUCAAGGAUUGGAAGACAAGUCUGUACCCCCAGUACAAGCUCGUACAAUAUACCAUGCUUUAAAGGACAAGGGUCUGCCUGUUGCUCUUGUGGAGUACGAAGGAGAACAACAUGGUUUCCGCAAGGCUGAGAACAUUAAGUUCACGCUGGAGCAGCAAAUGGUUUUCUUUGCGCGGUUAGUUGGACACUUCAAGGUUGCAGAUGACAUUACCCCAAUCAAAAUUGAUAACUUCGAUUAAGCAUUCACUAAAAGAGAUUCAGGACCGUGAAAGAGACCCAAAGCCAUUGGCAAGUGCACUGACAGCAGGAUUGAAGGCCAA